GUGAUAUGUAACAGUUAAUAUGAUUGGACGGCCAACGUCCGUAAAUGAAUUACUAAUUUCCGUAGCAAACAUGGGAGUCGACGCACCGCUUUUCAUAUUUUCAUUGAUUGACGAAGGAUAUCUUCUAUUCCUUAUCGUUUACUUUGUUAUCACAUUAUCAGAUUUAGAAUGUGAUUAUCUUAAUGCGAGAACUUGUUGUGAAAAACUCAACUUUUGGGUUUUACCAGAGAUAGUUCCACAAGCCAUUCUGACAGUUUUACUUUUGUUCACUGGGCACUGGUUGAUCUUUCUUGUCUAUGGAACAUGUACUGCUUGGAUCAUUUAUAGAUACGUAACAAAGCCGUCAGGAAAUAUAGGAAUAUAUGAUCCAACAGAAAUCCACAAUAGACAACAAUUGAAAUAUCAUAUGAAAGAAAAUCUCUGUAAAAUGGGAUUCCAUCUUGUUUUCUUUUUUGUUUACCUGUAUUUGAUGAUAUACUCACUGAUAAAGGGAGAUGAUCUCUAAAUGAAUGAAAUUCCAUACAGAUCUUCACACGCCAGAACAUAUGUACAUAUCAUUACACAUUUGUCUUGAAUGUGUCAUAAUAUUACAGCUUAUGAAAUUAUCUGUUUAUGCCAAUCCUUGUGUACAACAGUAAUCUGCUUGAUCUUUAAGCACUGCAGUAUAUUUAAGUGUUAAAUGGCUUUGUUUAUGAUUGACCUGAAGACUUUCAUUAAACUUUAUAAUAACAGGGUUGCCACUUACCUUGAAAAGUCAUGAAAAAAAUGUUAUUUUAGUCCCUUACUGGUUGAAAACCAGUUUCGGGAACUCUAGGAAUGCGCUUUUUCUUCCAUCUGUCCGCAAUUUCGUAUCCGGUCAUAACUCUGUCAUCCAUGAAGGGAUUUCAGUAUUACUUGACACAAAUGUUCCCCAUCAUGAGACAACAUGUCAUGCGCAAAACCCCUAACUCAAAGGUCAAGGUCACAAUUGGAGGUCAAAGGUCAACAGGGCUUUUUUCCUGUCCGGUCCACAACUCUGCCAUCCAUGAAGGGAUUUAAUAUUACCUGGCACAAAUGUACCUCAUAACCAGACGAUGUGUCAUGCACAACUUUCAGACCCCUAGCUCAAAGGUCAGUGUCGCACAUGGCAGUCAGAUGUUAACAUGACAUGAACAGGGUCUGUUUCGUGUCUGAUCCAUAACUCUGUCAUUCAUUAAGGGAUUUUAAUAUCACUUGGCACAAAUGUUCCCCAUGAUGAGACGACGUGUCCUGUGCAAAUCCUGGACCUCUGGCUCAAAGGUCAAGGCUUUUUUCCUGUCCAGUCCAUAACUCUGCCAUUCAUGAAUGGAUUUUAAUAUUACUUGGUGCAAAUGUUUCUCAUGAUGAGACGAUGUGUCGUGCAGAAAACCCAGACCCCUAGCUCAAAGGUCAAGGUCACAGUUGGAGGUCAAAGGUCAAUAGGGUUUUUUCCUGUCCGGUCCAGAACUCUGUCAUGCAUCAAAGUAAUACAAUAUUACUUGGCAUAAAUGAUCCCCAUGGUGAGACGACAUGUCAUGUGCAACACCUAGAACCCCAAGCUAGUACUUAUAAGUAUUUCCAGGUGGCAACCCUGAAUAAUAAUUAUGUCUCCCAAAUGUGAACAGUCACUACACAGUAUCUUAGUAAACAUAAAAUUGACAUGUUUGUGUAUAUAAACAGUAUUGUGUGUAAGACUUAAGUUACAUAUAUGUAGACUUAGUGUGAAUUAAAAAUGGAAUUUUUUUUUUAGCAAAUGACUUCUUACUAGAGAUGACAUUCAGUUAUGAUUUUAGCAGCUCAUACACAAUUAGUUCAGAUAAUUAACCUACCAGUAUAUAAAUAUAUUUGUCAAUGAAUUUCUAGAAUUAAGGUAGUUAUGCACAUUUAUUUUAUUACAUUGUAGAAUUAAAUGAAACCUGGAUUUUUCAAAACUUAAGAAUGUACUUAAAAAAUCUGCAAAGAAAUAGAUAGGGUUGUUUGCUCGAUUUUUUACUCGCCUGAUUUGAAAAAUCUGGACCUGAAACAGGUUUUCAUAGUCAGAGUCUAUUGGAAAAUCACCAUUUUGAUAAUAUUUUCAUGAAUAGACAUUUUUCUACAGUCCAGAUUUUAAUGAAACUUCUCACAUGCUUGUUUUUGAGAUAUUCGCCCAUGAUUAAAAAGAUUCAUACAUUUAAAGCUGAUUGUAAAAUAUAAUUUGAAAUUAUUGAAUAUGUCAAACUUUUUAACAUCAUAUUUUAUUUCUAGAAGAUAGCAACAUUGCAUCUUUAAUAAAUUUACUCAUGGGUUGCCAUUAAUUCAUAUAAUGAUUUUCAUUUCUGAAUGCCGAGUCUGGGCUUUAUUCUAUGUUAUCCAGAUAAAUGACAUUACAUUUAAGUGAAAGAUGAGUAUAGUCAUGUCCUUGGUAUAAUAAAUUUACUUAGUUUUUUUCCAUUCCCAUGUGUUCCUUGUUGACUAAAGUUCAACAAAAAAAAUGAUUUGAGGCUUGUAGUUGAGGUUUUAUAAAAACAUCCACAUUUUGACAGCAUCUUAUUUUGAUUCCUUCUUAUAUAUGCAUAUGUACAAAACUGUGUCUGUAUUAUACACUGCAUUGAUCAUCUUAUAGGUUGUGCUUAUAAACAUAUUUUUCUUUGUUUCUUACAGGUAGUUAUACUUAGCUUUUAAAGCUCUUAGUGGAUGAUUGCUGUUUAAAAAUGUGUAUGAUUAUUUUUGUUAAAUGGUUUAUGGACAUAAUACUCAAGCAAAUGACUUACAACAUUCUGCCAGAAAAUGAUGAAUGUAUAGAUCUCAAAAUGUAAGGGGACUUGUAUUUCCUGGUUAUCUUACCUUCCAUAUAGUAUACUAUUCACUUAACUGAAUGGCAUGCUGGUCAAUAGUCAGAACUGUUUCCCAAGGGCUGAUAGUUUUGACUACUGACUAGUAAGCAAUUCUGUAAGUGUUUUAUUACAUGCCAUUAUAUAUAAAUUUUCAUUUUUAGCUCAUCUGAUUUUUUGAAAAAAAAUGAUGAGUUAUUGUCAUCACUUGAGCGGUUGUCGGCGUCGGCGUCGGUGUCGGCGUCGGCGUCGGCGUCUGCGUCGGCGUUGCCUGGUUAAGUUUUAUGUUUAGGUCAGCUUUUCUCCUAAACUAUCAAAGCUAUUGCUUUGAAACUUGGAAUACUUGUUCACCAUCAUAAGCUGACCCUGUAUAGCAAGAAACAUAACUCCAUCUUGCUUUUUGCAAGAUUUAUGGCCCCUUUUGUACUUAGAAAAUAUCAGAUUUCUUGGUUAAGUUUUAUGUUUAGGUCAACUUUUCUCCUAAACUAUCAAAGCUAUUGCUUUGAAACUUGGAAUACUUGUUCACCAUCAUAAGCAGACCCUGUACAUCAAGAAACAUAACUCCAUCUUGCUUUUUGCAAGAUUUAUUGCCCCUUUUGGACUUAGAAAAUCAGUUUCUUGGUUAAGUUUUAUGUUUAGGUCAGCUUUUAUCCUAAACUAUCAAAGCUAUUGCUUUAAAACUUGCAACACUUGUUCACCAUCAUAAGUUGACCCUGUAUAGCAAGAAACAUAACUCCGUCCUGCUUUUUGCAAGAUUUAUGGCCCCUUUUGGACUUAGAAAAUAUCAGAUUUCUUGGUUAAGUUUUAUGUUUAGGUCAACUUUUCUCUUAAACUAUCAAAGCUAUUGCUUUGAAACUUGCAACACUUGUUCACCAUCAUAAGCUGACCCUGUACAGCAAGCAACAUAACUCCAUCCUGCUUUUUGCAAUAAUUAUUGCCCCUUUUGGACUUAGAAAAUCAUUUUCUUGGUUGAGUAUUAUGUUUAAGUCAACUUUUCUCAUAAACUAUCAAAGCUAUUGCUUUAAAACUUGCAACAGUUUUUCACCAUCAUAAGUGGACACUGUACAUCAAGAAACAUAACUCUAUCCUGCUUUUUGCAAGAAUGAUGGCCCUUUUUAGACUUAGAAAAUCAUGGGUAGGACAAUAUUUCUAUUACACAAAAAAAAUCAGAUGAGCGUCAGCACCCGCAAGGCGGUGCUCUUGUU
Messenger RNA from Mercenaria mercenaria, 4012 nucleotides. Its product is annotated as protein cornichon homolog 4-like. The transcript is spliced from 5 exons. The record is from RefSeq and is a predicted model, not a curated record. NCBI's taxonomy places the organism in Eukaryota, Metazoa, Mollusca, Bivalvia, Venerida, Veneridae. Gene Ontology annotation, biological process: endoplasmic reticulum to Golgi vesicle-mediated transport. Bases 20 to 505 code for a protein of 161 amino acids. Gene Ontology annotation, cellular component: endoplasmic reticulum membrane; COPII-coated ER to Golgi transport vesicle.